Messenger RNA from Coregonus sp. 'balchen', 10384 nucleotides. The record is from the annotation of a GenBank genome assembly. Lineage: Eukaryota; Metazoa; Chordata; Actinopteri; Salmoniformes; Salmonidae.
AUAUUGACUAAUAUUGAAAUGUAUUGCCUUCCUUUUGCAGAGCCUGGCGGCCGGGGUUAUGGAUUUUAACCUUCUGACAGACAGUGAAGCCCGUAGCCCAGCGCUAUCGCUUUCGGACUCUGGGACCCCUCAACAUGAUCAGGGAUGCAAAGGCCAAGACAACAGCGGUCAGUUUCCACGUUUACCAUGCAAAUGCUUUGUCUACAGGAGUGUAUGACUGACUAAAUGUCCUCAGACUGACAUUUUGGAUGAAGAAUAGGCAUAUAUGUUAAUGCAUGCGGGUCUAAACCAAUCGAAUAAUUUGAUAAUAAUAAUAGGAAUUAUAAUGGCCUAAUAGGCUAUAAUAAUAAUUAUUAUUAUAAUAUCAGGACGAAUUUCUAAAAUUGUUUAUGUAGCUUGCAAUAGCUAUUAGGGUAUUCAUUGUCGCCUUUAAUGUGCGUAAUUGUGUGGAUAUCAAUUCAACCAUAAUAUGAAUUGGCUUGCUAAUAUUUUGUAGACCUAUAGCGCAUAUUCCUAUUAUUCACAUUAGAUAAUUGUUCUUUUCCUUCAUGAACUCAAGUUGCAAGUUUAUUCUUCUCGCUUGGCUUUUACAAAGCAAGUGUUAUUAACUGCAGCAACUAUAGACUUUAAUGGAAGCUACUGUAAACAUCUGGCAUGGACCCCUUGCGCUUUGGCGGAGCUUUUUGGCAUUUUGUCAUGUGCGUGUCUUUGCACGCUGAUGUGCUGUAGGUCUAUUAAUAACUCUCAAUUGAAACCUAGAAAAUAAUCUAAAACACACCUGUGCGUAAUGAACUGAAUAUAGCCUAAUGUCAUAGGCCUAGACAUACAAUAAUAUCCCGAGGAACUACGAUUGCUCAGGCUUGAAAGCUAAAUAUCUGCCUCUGUAUUUCAACCGUCUGCAUGACAAUUUAUAACAAAUUAGGCCUUUGACAGAGAGAAAAGGCUAAUAUUUGUGAUACCCGUGCGGUCUAAUAGAUGAAAUCUCUGUGGAUCCAGCGUCUGCAACAGACUCCAUUAGUGUGACUAAUGUAAACUUACUCCGAAAUGGACGGCCCUGAGUGAGUGCAGGGAUUUAGGAGAACCCGCAUAUACUGUAUGUGAACCACGGAUUAGGCACUAUAACCAUCAAGAUAACGAGGUGUGUGGGAGCCAAAUAUCAAGAGGCAAUAUGUCCAAUGUAGCUUACUUGUAUUGUUCACUGACAAUGGAAUAUUCAUUCUAGAAAAGUUUUUAGAUAUAGAAAAAUAAACCAUCAGUUCAUUCAUUGUUCUUUCUUGUGAUAUUGGCAUAGUUAAAGUCAAACAAUUAGUUUGUUUUUCAAUGUCCAUUUAAGGUUAGGGUUCUCAUAAUAUGUAUCCAGAAGGAUAUACACGCUUAUUUAUGAUAUAUGGGAUGUAGCUCAGUUGGUAGAGCAUGGCAUUUGCAACGCCAGGGUUGUGGGUUCAAUUCCAGUAUAAAAAUUAAAAAAAUGUAUGCACUCACUAACUGUAAGUCGCUCUGAAAUAUUACAGUGCCUACAGAAAGUAUUCAAACCCCUUGACAUAAUUAUUUUUUGGUGAACGUUUUUUGUUGUUGUUGUGUUACAGUCUGAAUUGAAAAUUGAUUACAUUUAGAUUUUGUGUCACUGAUCUAAACACAAUACCCCAUAAUGUCCAAGUGGAAUUAUGUUUUUAGAAAUGUUUACAAAUUAAUAAAAUAUCAAAAGCUUAAAUGUCUUGAGUCAAUAAGUAUUCAACCCCUUUGUUAUGGCAAGCCUAAAUAUGUUCAGGAGUAAAAAUGUGCUUAACAAGUCACAUAAGUUGUAUGGACUCUUUGUGCAAUAGUGUUUAACAUGAUUUUUGAAUGACUACCUCAUCUCUGUACUCGACACAUUCAAUUACUCCACAAUACUAACCUAAUUGACAGAGUGAAAAGAAUGAAGCCUGUACAGAAUAAAACAUUUCUAAACAUCCAUCCUGUUUGCAACAAGGCACUAAAGUAAUACUGCAAAAAAAAUUGACAAAGCAAUUCACUUUUUUUGUCCUGAAUACAAAGUGUUAUGUUUGGGGCAAAUCCAACACAACACAUCACUGAGUACCACUCUCCAUUUUCAAGAAUAGUGGUGGCUGCAUUAUGUUAUGGGUAUGCUUUUCAUCGGCAAGGACUAGGGAGUUUUUUAGGAUAAAAAUAAAUGGAAUAGAGCUAAGAACAGGCAAAGUCCUAGAGGAAAACCUGGUUCAGUCUGCUUUCCAACAGACACUGGUAGACAAAUUCACCUUUCAGCAGGACAAUAACCUAAAACACAAGGCCAAAUAUACACUGGAGUUGCUUACCAAGAUAACAUUGAAUGUUCCUGAGUGGCCUAGUUACAGUUUUGACUUAAAUCAGCUUGAAAAUCUAUGUCAAGACUUGAAAAUGGCUAGCAAUGAUCAACAACCAAUUUGACAGAGCUUGAAGAAUUUUGAAAAGUAAUAAUGAGCAAAUGUUGCACAAUCCAGGUGCGGAAAGCUCUUAGAAGCUUACGCAGAAAGACUCAAAGCUGUAAUCUCUGCCAAAGGUGAUGCUAACAUGUAUUGACUCAGGGGGUUGAUUACUUAUCUAAUCAAGAUAUAUUAGGGUUACAUUUUUCAUUCAUUUUUUCCAAAUGUUAGAAUUGUUCUUCCAUUUUGACAUUACAGAGUAUUUUGUAUAGAUCGUUGACCAAAAAAUGACAAUGAAAUCCAUUUUAAUCCCACUUUGUAACACAACAAAAUGUGGAAACAGUCAAGGGGUGUUAGUCGCUCUGGAUAAGAGCGUCUGCUAAAUGACGUAAAUGUAAAAAUGUAAAUGGGUGUGAAUACUUUCUGAAGGCACUAUAAUAUUUCAGAGGUGAGGCCCAGGUGUCCACCAUCAUGGGGAUCCAGUUUAUUACAAAAAAAUAUAGGCCUACACUGAACAAAUAACCAUGUACAGUGGGGAGAACAAGUAUUUGAUACACUGCCGAUUUUGUAGGUUUUCCUACUUACAAAGCAUGUAGAGGUCUGUAAUUUUUCCCAUAGGUACACUUCAACUGUGAGAGAUGGAAUCUAAAACAAAACUCCAGAAAAUCACAUUGUAUGAUUUUUAAGUAAUUAAUUUGCAUUUUAUUGCAUGACAUAAGUAUUUGAUCACCUACCAACCAGUAAGAAUUCCGGCUCUCACAGACCUGUUAGUUUUUCUUUAAGAAGCCCUCCUGUUCUCCACUCAUUACCUGUAUUAACUGCACCUGUUUGAACUUGUUACCUGUAUAAAAGACACCUGUCCACACACUCAAUCAAACAGACUCCAACCUCUCCACAAUGGCCAAGACCAGAGAGCUGUGUAAGGACAUCAGGGAUAAAAUUGUAGACCUGCACAAGGCUGGGAUGGGCUACAGGACAAUAGGCAAGCAGCUUGGUGAGAAGGCAACAACUGUUGGCGCAAUUAUUAGAAAAUGGAACAAGUUCAAGAUGACGGUCAAUCACCCUCGGUCUGGGGCUACAUGUAAGAUCUCACCUCGUGGGACAUCAAUGAUCAUGAGGAAGGUGAGGGAUCAGCCCAGAACUACACGGCAGGACCUGGUCAAUGACCUGAAGAGAGCUGGGACCACAGUCUCAAAGAAAACCAUUAGUAACACACUACGCCGUCAUGGAUUAAAAUCCUGCAGCGCACGCAAGGUCCCCCUGCUCAAGCCAGCGCAUGUCCAGGCCCGUCUGAAGUUUGCCAAUGACCAUCUGGAUGAUCCAGAGGAGGAAUGGGAGAAGGUCAUGUGGUCUGAUGAGACAAAAAUAGAGCUUUUUGGUCUAAACUCCACUCGCCGUGUUUGGAGGAAGAAGAAGGAUGAGUACAACCCCAAGAACACCAUCCCAACCGUGAAGCAUGGAGGUGGAAACAUCAUUCUUUGGGGAUGCUUUUCUGCAAAGGGGACAGGACGACUGCACCGUAUUGAGGGGAGGAUGGAUGGGGCCAUGUAUCGUGAGAUCUUGGCCAACAACCUCCUUCCCUCAGUAAGAGCAUUGAAGAUGGGUCGUGGCUGGGUCUUCCAGCAUGACAACGACCCGAAACACACAGCCAGGGCAACUAAGGAGUGGCUCAGUAAGAAGCAUCUCAAGGUCCUAGAGUGGCCGAGCCAGUCUCCAGACCUGAACCCAAUAGAACAUCUUUGGAGGGAGCAGAAAGUCCGUAUUGCCCAGCGACAGCCCCGAAACCUGAAGGAUCUGGAGAAGGUCUGUAUGGAGGAUUGGGCCAAAAUCCCUGCUGCAGUGCGUGCAAACCUGGUCAAGACCUACAGGAAACGUAUGAUCUCUGUAAUUGCAAACAAAGGUUUCUGUACCAAAUAUUAAGUUCUGCUUUUCUGAUGUAUCAAAUACUUAUGUCAUGCAAUAAAAUGCAAAUUAAUUACUUAAAAAUCAUACAAUGUGAUUUUCUGGAUUUUUGUUUUAGAUUCCGUCUCUCACAGUUGAAGUGCACCUAUGAUAAAAAUGACAGACCUCUACAUGCUUUGUAAGUAGGAAAACCUGCAAAAUCGGCAGUGUAUCAAAUACUUGUUCUCCCCACUGUAUAUCCUUCUGGAUACUUAUUAUGAGAACCCUAACCUGUGUAUCCACUAAAUGCAGAAAUGUAAUACAUACUGACGAUUUUAAUUAAAUUAGUUCUUAUUAAAUGACAAAUGGCACACUCAAUUGGCAUCUGAAGUUUCAAAAUGAGUGAAACUUCUAUAAAUGACAAACACUAACUGUAUAGGUGUAAAUGUACAGUAUAGAUCCAGAGGCUUGGUUACAGUAGGCAUAUUUUAUUCAGACCAGUUUUGAUUAUGUAGCUGGGAAUUUAUCAUUUCUUUCACAAAAUUAUAGUUUAUUUAUUUUUAUUUAUUUCACCUUUAUUUAACCAGGUAAGCCAGUUGAGAACAAGUUCUCAUUUACAACUGCGACCUGGCAAAGCAAAUUCUCAAGGACACUCCUAGUGAUUAGAAUAUGCCUCAGAUUGCUGGGGCCUUAGUGCAUAAUGCAAAGCCAAGAGAGGCUAUAGCCUAUAAUAUACGUGUGUGUGUGUGUGUGUGUGUGUGUGUGUACAGUGGGGAAAAAAAGUAUUUAGUCAGCCACCAAUUGUGCAAGUUCUCCCACUUAAAAAGAUGAGAGAGGCCUGCAAUUUUCAUCAUAGGUACACGUCAACUAUGACAGACAAAAUUAGAUUUUUUUUUCUCCAGAAAAUCACAUUGUAUGAUCUUUAAUGAAUUUAUUUGCAAAUUAUGGUGGAAAAUAAGUAUUUGGUCAAUAACAAAAGUUUCUCAAUACUUUGUUAUAUACCCUUUGUUGGCAAUGACACAGGUCAAACGUUUUCUGUAAGUCUUCACAAGGUUUUCACACACUGUUGCUGGUAAAAAAUCAACAUCAACUGUUCAGAGGGGACUGUGUGAAUCAUGUGUCCUUUGGUCUGGAGUCCAAAUUUGAGAUUUUUGGUUCCAACCGCUGUGUCUUUGUGAGACGCGGUGUGGGUGAACGGAUGAUCUCCGCAUGUGUAGUUCCCACCGUAAAGCAUGGAGGAGGAGGUGUUAUGGUGUGGGGGUGCUUUGCUGGUGACACUGUCUGUGAUUUACUUAGAAUUCAAGGCACACUUAACCAGCAUGGCUACCACCGCAUUCUGCAGCGAUACGCCAUCCCACCUUGAAUGAGUAGGUGUGUCCAAACUUUUGACUGGUACUGUAUAUAUGCCUUCUACUAUACAUUUGUACACCACCAUCAAUAUUAGCCCAUGUGCUAUAGGUGUGUAUAGUGUAGCCAAAACAUUUUUAUAAACUGGGUGGUUCGAGCCCUGAAUGAUUAUUGGUUGACAGCCGUGGUAUAUCAGACCGUAUACCAUCACGGGUGUGACAAAACAUGUAUUUUUACUGCUCUAAUUAUUUUGGUAACCAGUUUUUAAUAGCAAUAAGGCACCUCUGGGUUUAUGGUAUAUGGUCAAUAUUGUGAUGAGUGUGAUGGAAGGAGUCAGGCGCAGGAGGGUAAUCACCAAAUACAGAGUUUAUUCCUUCGUUACACAAAGUAAGCUGGAAUAGCGACAAACGAAACAGGCACAGGGGAAAUAUCUACCCUGGCAACAAAAUGUUACGAGUAGCUCCACCGAGCUACACUACUCUCACAUACAAACAAUCACCCACAAGGACAGGGGGGCAGAGGGAACACUUAUACACGGACUAAUGAGGAGAUUAGAACCAGGUGUGUGUGAUUGACAAGACAAGACAAAUGUGAUGAUGAUAAUUGGGGCGGCAGUGGUUAGUAAGCCGGUGACGAUGAACGCAGAAGCCUGCCCGAACAAGGAGGGGAGGCAGCCUCGGUGGAAGUCGUGACAAAUAUACCACGGCUAAGGGCUGUAUCCAGGCACUCUGUGUUGUGUCGUGAAUAAGAACAGUCCUUAGCCGUGGUAUAUUGGCCAUAUACCACACCCCCUCGGGCCUUAUUGCUUAAGUAUACCCUCGGCAAUGUAUUACACAUGAAAAACAAAACAGCUAUUCAGAUUCAUUGAAUUUGCAUUAUGUCAGUGAGUAAAGUUACAAUGUUCAAAGAUGUAUUCUAUUUGGAGAUCAAGUACAACGUAAUCAGAAAAAAGCUCAAUAAAUUGACUUGAUUUACUCCCAUCAGUGAGAUUCCUUUAUUGUAGGUUUUUGAGGUCUGCCCUCUCUCCUGGAUUGUGCCAUGGGAUGAAAAAGGGGUUUUGGCCUAAGUGAUGGCUAAACCAGUGUCAGUUUACUGGUAGAUAGCAGCAAAAGCCUGGUCCUAUUGGUUUUGCCAGUGGCACUGUAGAGUCUUUUAAACCCUGCUGAUUAUUUCUUACUGCUCCCAGAGAGAUAAACCCUUGCCAAACAGUCCGAAACCUUCCCAGUCACAAAAGCCUUAUCCCUGGGAUUAGGUAGCCAACUAAUUUCACUCUUUCUGUGGGGUCCUCAAAUUGCGGAACUCAGAUAAAGAGAGAAAGGAUCUUGGGCAGACAAAACAAGUCUGUUUGGUUCUGGUGUAAGUGCCAGAUGGCUUUCAGGGCCAAUUUUAAUUAUUGAUCCGUUUUUGACAACUCUGAGAAGAGGAUACAUACAGUCAACGAAUCUUGAAAUAUUCCAAACAGAACUGCACAAAUCUAAUACAGUUGGUGUAAACUGUAAACAAUUUGCCAUAUUAUUUGAAAAUAUGUAAAUACAUAAUUUUUCAAAAAGCAUGUCCAUUAUAUUAAUUAAUUGAAAAUAAAAUAGGUCACCUGGUAACAUGACAUUUUAAAUUAGUCACAGACUAUUGCCAAUAUGCUUUGGAAAGUGUGAUAACUUUUCAAUGGGAAGACACUUCACUCUGUAGAGAUGAUUGCUGCUCUUGUGCAAAAUACUUGAUAUUGGAUGGGAAUGGAAAUAUGCAAUUUUUCUAAAACAUGUUUGAGCAAGUCUGGAAGUAUUGUAAAGAAAUAUAGAUAGUUAUGAUGCUAUACAAAAGGAGGAUUUGCUAUGUUUUGGGCUUUUUGUUCUGAUUAUAACUACUCAUCCCUGUUAUUGCCUCCCAGACACAGAGAAGUCCCACCAGAACCAGACAGAUGAGUCCAAUGCAGAGGAUGGCUCUCUGAAGAAGAAGCAGCGCAGGCAGAGAACCCACUUCACCAGCCAGCAGCUCCAGGAGCUGGAGGCCACCUUUCAGAGGAACCGCUACCCUGACAUGAGCACACGGGAGGAGAUCGCCGUGUGGACCAACCUCACAGAGGCGCGAGUUAGGGUGAGUCCCCACAGAAUCACUAUUGAGCCAAUACUGAGCCAGUGGAAUAAUCCAAACCCACUUUCCUUACGGUUUAGCUGUUAUUCAACAAUACAUUUGUGGGACUCAAACAUAUAAUUUCAACAUAAUUCUGAAGGUAAAAAGGCACCUGAAGGUACAAAUCUAAAAGAUGACAAAUGUACCUAACUGAGCAGGGAUUUUAAAAUGUUGCCAUUUGACUUCAACAACCUAAAACUAGGCUUCACAUGUCACAAAGGUCAGAAGUGUGUUGAUCUGCUCCUGACCCUGAAAUGUCCCCUCAAGCCCAGAGGUUUGGUCACCCCCAGUAUGGAGCAGGUAGGCUCACAUUUUGAUGGAUGACAAUACAAUCGUUGCCUGCCUGCCUAGUAAUGGAUCCAAUUCAUGUUGGCUAGAUUAAAGGUCACAUAGCACACAGUCUUGGUUGUUAUUUUGAAAGAACAACAGACCACACACGUCCUAAUGUCUAGCAGGACCCCACUUGUUCCCUGCUAAUCCCACAUGGACGCAGAUUCCCCCUGCAUAUACAGAAUACUUCUCCUGUCAUCUUGAUUUAUGGCAUUUAACACCGAAUGCGUUUGUAAUAAAUGUUUGAAUAACAAACCACCUCUAUAUCCAUGCUGGCUACUUCCUUGCCUUCAAAUGUGUAUGUACAGUACAUAGCUGCAUAUAAUGUUCUUAAUAAAACUGAAAUUGCUAUUGCAUAUGUAUAUUUACAGUACAGAGAGUCCUGAGUCCAAUGAGACUGGAUUCUAAUAAUAUCAAUACAGCUCAGACUAAAUUAAACCAAUACAGUAUUAUAAAAUGAAAGGUAUAAUAUGAAAUAUGUCAGAGCUUAUCUGAAUUCUGAAAAAUAGAUUUUAGGAGAGUCGUAAGCAAUGGACGUGGGUACUUAGGUCACAGCGAGUGUCUGAUUGUGUCAGUCAUUUGACAGUUUUAGGAAAGUGAGGUAAGGUUUGCCACAAACCCCCCAUCCAACUACCAUUUGACAUUCAGAUUUUUCCAUGAACACCUAAACAACAUCGCCCCAGAGUCGUGUUAAAAGGCGAGAGAAAUCUUCCUCAACAGUGGGGUUUCCCCUACUGUCAAUGGGUACCAUGGAAAAUUCACUGCUAUGUACACUGUACCCACACGUUUAAUAGUCCAGAGCAUUCUAUUACUAUCACAACAGAUGCCUGGGCUGCCGGCUGGCAGACACAGACUGAGGGUUUGGAUGAGAUACUUUGCCUGGCACAGCAGUAUUAGAUGAGGAAGAGAGGGAGGGAGAUGAUUUAGCCACAGAAGUGUUGGUGGCUUUAAUUAUUUUAUUUGAUUAGAAUAACUCAAAUGUGAAUAAUAUUCCUUUGAUUAAUACAAUUAGAUUUUUAACUGUACAUGACAGUCCAUUUAUAUUAUUUUUGUAUUGGAUUCCUAUAAUAGAGGUAUUUUGCUUCUCAAUGAGGAGUUUUGAAGUCUUUAUGAGAUAAAGAGAAAGUUCCACCACAAAAUGAACGCUCAGGGAGAAAUUCAUAUUUCCCCAAUUGGGAACUGAAUUAAGUACCUUCAUUUUAGAUUUGCCAUUAAAACUUUAAUCCGUUUUAUACCCUCCAAAAAUAGGACCUUAAAAUGACAAAAUGUGAAGACCGCUCCAGCUUGACAUUUCUUUCACUGGGAGCGCAUAAUUCAAAUAAGUGAAUAAUUUGUUUUAAUAAACCAUGGCUAAUAUGACUGUUUGAUUAUACACUUCAACUUAGUUUUCUGGAUUAUUCUUUAUUUUAAAAAGUCUGCAGCUACUGUAUACAGAAUCUUGCUUAAACUAUUUGAAAGGAAUCAUAGUCUCAGUCAUUGCAUACCAAAAUGUUAUUGUGUUUCAGAACUAUUUUUACCACCUCAGACUAUGUUGAAAAGAAAAUACCAUAUUUAUUUUCCUUUUUUCCCUUUUCUGUCCUUCUCCCUCAGGUAUGGUUUAAGAACCGCCGUGCCAAAUGGAGGAAGAGGGAGAGGAACCAGCAAGCUGAGCUGUGUAAAAACGGCUUCGGUGCCCAGUUCAAUGGACUCAUGCAGCCCUACGAUGACAUGUACUCUGGCUACUCAUACAACAACUGGGCCACCAAGAGUCUGGCCAGUAGCCCACUGUCAGCCAAGAGCUUCCCCUUCUUCAACUCCAUGAAUGUAAGCCCCUUGUCCUCCCAGCCCAUGUUCUCCUCCCCCAGCUCUAUCCCCUCCAUGAACAUGGCCUCCUCUAUGGUGCCCUCGGCGGUGGCCGGGGUGCCGGGCUCGGGACUCAACAACCUGGGCAACCUGGGCAACCUCAACAGCUCCACGCUGAACUCAGUUGCGGUCACCGCCGCCACCUGCCCCUACGCCACCACCGCAAGUCCUUACAUGUACAGAGACACCUGCAACUCCAGCCUGGCCAGCCUCCGACUGAAGGCCAAGCAGCACGCCAACUUCGCCUACCCAGCCGUGCAAAACACAGUGUCCAACCUAAGCCCUUGCCAGUAUGCAGUGGACCGGCCGGUAUGAAGACAUGUACCCACUCCAACCCAGCCUGCCCUGUACCCCCCAACCCCCCAACCUCUCAGACCCACUGCCCCCCUCUCACUCUCCUCCUUCCGGUCCCUGCUAUGCUCCAUCAGUGAAUCAGAGUUAACUGCACACAUCGCCAU